Rubroshorea leprosula is the source of this 901-nucleotide messenger RNA. Lineage: Eukaryota; Viridiplantae; Streptophyta; Magnoliopsida; Malvales; Dipterocarpaceae. The record is from the annotation of a GenBank genome assembly.
UCUAUCUUAAAGUUUAAAAUUUAGACCUCUUACUCAAGGAAAAUUACACUGAUGGUCGCAUGGUCCUGGCAGCAUCUGGGGUUGUCCAUGAGCAGCUUUUACAAAUAGCUGAACCACUUCUUUCUGACGUGCCAUCUGGAACAUACAUGGAAGAGCCUAAAUCAUAUUAUGUUGGUGGGGAUUAUCGUCAGCAAGCUGAUUCGCCAAGCACACAUUUUGCUCUUGCUUUUGAAGUGCCUGGUGGCUGGAAGAAUGAGAAGGUAGCUAUUACUAUUACAAUGACAAUUCUUCAGAGAUACUCAUGGCAGAAGGUGGCUCAUUUUCAGGCAGUGAUCCAGGGAAACGGAUGCACCCAUGGCUGUAGCCCCGAUUUUGCGUCAAAAGCAGUGGAUGUAGCAGUGGAAGAGUUAACUCUAGUUGCAAAACAUGGAGCAGUUCCCCAGCUACAGCUUCAGCACGCCAAAGAAGCUCUGCAGUUUUGAUGAAUCUAGAGUCUGGAGUCCUCUCUCAUGCCCAACCAAUUUGAUCUACUCUAAGAUAAUGGUGAUAUAUCUCCACUUUUUUUUUUUUUUGCAUUUUCUUACUUCUGUUACAAUAUCUAGAUUGUUGUACUUGCAGACGAUUGUGGCAGAGGAUAUAGGAAGACAGAUUUUGACUCUUGGAGAGAGGGUCACCAUCUUAUGGUCUUUUUCUCACCUACCAAUUGCUUCACUUUAGUAAUCAAUUAUUAUGAUCUAUGAGGGAUUCAUCCCCCACUAUUAUUUUAAUUGACAGUUAGGUUGUUUCUCUUUUUCCUUGUUUUCCUUUCUUGGUAUUGGCCAUCACAUUUAGGUUGUCUUUGAUAGGGGACUUCAAGAUGGGUUUUGUAAGAAUAAACUGUAAAUAAAGGAGUUUCAAAUUU